AUGGUUAUCAUCUGCUUCUGUGGCUAUCUAAUCUAUCCUGAAUUGCCCAGCCCAUUUCCAUCCCCGCUCCUACCCUUUUCCCAUCCACUAAACAUCCCACCUUUGGUGAUCACAAUGCACUGGACCUUGCUCUGUCUCGUCUUUUCCCCACUAGUGAUAGCCUCUGAACAUGGUUUACCUAAAUUUAUCUGCAGUCCUAUGCCAUUGGAUAUGGAUAGUGGUUGCCAUUCAAAUGGCCAUCAACGACAUGGAGGCGCAGCUAAUGGUGCAGGCAAUGGCCAUUGGGUGGGGACUCUAGAAGAAGCUAAGGAAACCAUCCUGCAUCUGAGGGAGACAGUGGUGCAUCAAAAGGAAAUGAUCCUUGACCAGAGGGAGACCAUGAGAGAACUGACAGCCAAGCUGAGCCGCUGUGAAACUCAUUCCCGGAGGCAUAGUGAACAUCAUGGAAAUCAUCAGGAAGAGAAUCAUAACCAUAAGCACGGCCAUCAUGAAGUUGGGCAUCGGGGCCAUCAUGACAAUGGCCAAAGGGGACAUCAUGAGGAUGCCCACCAGUCUCACCAUGAAGAUGGCCAUAGGGGACACCGUGACACUGGCCAUCAAGAUCUCCAUGAAGGCCACCAUGCCCAAGAGAAUGAGCAUCAUCAGACUGCAGAACCAGGGAACCAUGAACCACAGGUCGGGCACAACGCUCAUGAUUCUUCUCACAAGGGAUCUACAUCUGCUCAGGCUAAUGCUAUGGAAGAUCCACCCAAUGAGGCAUCUGCUGCAAUACAUCAGAUGGAGAGAAUGUUGAAAUCCCUGAAGGAGAGACUGGAGCACUUACAGCACAACUGGAAUAGUUCAACCUUCCCCACCUCCAUGUGGGAUACUCUUCAGGAAAAGAUCAGCAUGUUGGAGCAUCAGAUCCAUGAGAAAUCCAACACUUCAGAACGUCAGACGCACAGCGUACCAAAAGCAACGGGGAUGAGACAAAGGCAUGCUUCACAUGGACGCACGAUGGAGAAAGCGCACUGCCAUGUUUCUGCUUUCUUCUGUCCUCCAGGGAACAAGGCAGAUAAGCAUUCCGAACAUUUUCAUGUGGAUUUCCCCCUUCGCACCAACUACAUGUAUAUCAAGAUCAAGCGCACUCUGCAACAUGAAAUCUUUGCCUUUUCCAUCUGUCUCUGGCUCAAGUCAACUUCAUCCCCAGGGAUAGGCACACCUUUCUCCUACUCAGUGCCCAACCAAGCCAAUGAAGUGGUGCUUAUUCAAUGGGGAAAUAACCCCAUGGAGUUGCUCAUCAAUGAUAAGGUUGCCGCUUUGCCAUUAGCCAUUAAUGAUGCCAAAUGGCACCAUAUCUGUGUGACGUGGUCAACUCGGCAUGGCACCUGGAAAUCUUACCAGGAUGGUGUCCAAAGAGGGAGUGGGGAGAACCUGGCUCCUUGGCAUCCUGUGAAACCUGGAGGUGUUUUCAUACUAGGCCAGGAGCAGGACACUCUCGGUGGGCGCUUUGAUGCCACUCAAGCUUUUAUUGGGGAAAUGUCAGAUUUCAACAUGUGGAGCUAUGUUGUGACACCUGCUGAAAUUUACAAGAUGGCAACCUGCAGUAGCUCCAUUGGUGGUGAUCUUAUCAAUUGGACUGAAAACUCUAUAGAACUUCAUAGAGGAGUGAUCAAACUACCGUAUAAUGCCUGCCACUAA
This is a messenger RNA of Protobothrops mucrosquamatus (brown spotted pit viper), 1680 nucleotides long. RefSeq names its product neuronal pentraxin-1-like. The transcript is spliced from 6 exons. The coding region runs from base 1 to 1680 and encodes 559 amino acids. Lineage: Eukaryota; Metazoa; Chordata; Lepidosauria; Squamata; Viperidae. The record is from RefSeq and is a predicted model, not a curated record.